UAACUACAGCAAAAUUCAUAUCCUGUGUAAUAAUAAACACUGCGCUGAGGAAGGGACAGGAAGUCUCAGAGGCAGGAGAGCAGAGCAGCCAGAUCUGUCUGGCAGGAAUAGCCAGUGGGAAGAUCCAGCUGAAUGAGUGCUCCACAGAGGUGAGCUGACCCACCAGCCACAGCACAAGGGAGCAGGCUGUGAGAACAGCCCCUGGCAACCACCAUUCUACUUUCUGUGCAUUUGACUAUUGUAGGUGCCUCAAGUUUAGGGUACAGGUGCAGAUCUUGCAGAGUUGUUGCACAGGGGCUGAGCCCUGCUGCUGACACCACAGAGGCCCAGCAAUGCUGCUGAGUUGGCAGUGGCAGACAACUUGCUCCUGGAAUCUACAAGGGAACUGGAAAUGUGAGGAAGGAAGAGAGGAAGCAAGAGGAAGAUGAGGAGAAUGGACAUGGCAUAGAGAAAAAUAUCACAAGCCUCUGAGCCAGAUAAGUCUCAAUCCCAUCAUGUAAACGCAGGCUGUUAAUAUUUGCUAUCACAUAUCGAACACAUUCUAUGUGCCAGGCUGAGUGCUUUAUGUGACUAUUUUAUUCCAUGAAAAUCACUUGAACUUUUCAGCCCUAGGUUUCUAAUGUAUAAAAUUGAUGUAAUGACAUGUAAGUGACAGGGUUGUUAUAAGGAUUAGAGUUGCAAUGGUCUAAUUUCUGGAAGUCAGCAGGAGUUAAAUAAAUGUUUACAUUACUAAUUACUAAGCCAAUGAAAGCAAGGAGGAAGAUUUGGGAUGGGACAGGCCAUCUUCCUACAGAAAAGGAAAGUGGAACAGCAUUCAUCCCAAAUAUUUUUUUUUUUUUGAGACAGAGUUUUUUUUAUUGUUUGUUUUGUUUUGAGAUAGUCUUGUUCUGUUGCCAGGUGCCGGGCUGAAGUACAGUGCUGUGAUCUUGGCUCACCACAACCUCUGCCUCCUGGAUUCAAGUGAUUCUCCAGCCUCAUUCUCCCAAGUAGCUGGGAUUACAGGCAUGCAACACCACACCUGGCUAAUUUUAGAGUUUUAGCAGAGACAGGGUUUCUCCAUGUUGGUCAGGCUGGUCUCAAACUCCUGACCUCAGGUGAUCCACCUGCCUUGGCCUCCCAAGGUGCUGGGAUUACAAGUGUGAGCUAUUGCACCCAGCUCACCACCAACAUUUUUAUGAAGAUAAAAUGAAGAUUGGAGUAGAAGACUGAUCGGUGCAAGUGUAGAAUAAAAGUGUAAUUCUGGUAUGGGAAGGUAGCACAGGUGAAGCAGAGACACAGGAGAUAGGGAAAAGAAGCUGGAAGCAGGGGUCAUUGGAGGGAGAGUGAGAUAGACACACUCAGGGCUACAAAGCAAGUUCUAUGUGAUUUGCUCACCUCUCGAUUGUGGGAACCCUCAAAAUGUGUGCAGUUCUCUCCCAGUGACAUGCCUCUUGACCACAAUGGAUGAACUGUGCCCAGAAUGCUCACUUUAUAACGCCCCAUCGUGUCUUGUUUUGUUUCUAAGGGACAACCGGCCUUUGAGUAAUGGCAAAAAACCUAAGUUCCUACAAUGUAGGGUCUCUGGGAAGCUUCUGAGUCUAAGUCAAACCUUGGGAAGUAACUUACUUUGAUGCCUUUCCAGCAUCAUCAGCAUCAUGCUAUUACAAUCCCAAACCACGAGGGCUUUUGGCAUCUUUACACCAAAGGGCAUGGCUGUCCCUGAAAGAGAGAAACCUGGACACAUGUACCGAGAAGAAGAUUACCUGCAGAGUGGGCUGCCAACAGAAGCCACCGUUCUCGGGACUGUCCAGAUCCUGUGUUGCCUGAUGAUAUCAAGUUUGGGGGUCAUCUUGGUUUUUGCUCCCUACCCUUCCCACUUCAAUUCAGCAAUUUCCACCACUUUGAUGUCUGGGUACCCAUUUUUAGGAGCUCUGUGUUUUGGCGUUACUGGAUCUCUCUCAAUCAUCUCUGGAAAGCAAUCAACUAAGCCCUUUGACCUGAGCAGCCUGACCUCAAAUGCAGUGAGUUCUGUUACUGCAGGGGCAGGCCUCCUCCUCCUUGCUGACAGUGUGGUAGCCCUGAGGACUGUCUCUCAACAUUGUGACUCAGAAAAGGAGUAUCUAUCCUCACUGCCUUAUUCGGAGUACUAUUAUCCAGUAUAUGAAAUCAGAGAUUGUCUCCUGACCAGUGUCAGUUUAACAGUGAGUAGCUUCAGACUGAAUAUUCUGUCGUGUGAAAUCUCAGUGUCUUCCCUCUGCAUAACCUCUGCUUUUCUGGCAGUCUCUGGUCCUGUUGGUCCAAAUGUCUGGAGACAGACAGAAAUAAACAAACACCUAUGGUUGGAAGAGGCCUGUCUGCAGACUGCAUGGUGUGAGGGGUGUACCAGGCAAAGUCAGAAGAGGAAAUCAAGGACAACAGGGAGACUAUCACUCUUCUGGUUUUUCUUAUCACAAACAUUCCAACCUCGAUGAAUUUAACUCUUAAAGUACAACCUUUGUUGAACAGACUUCUCCCUACUCAUCACAGGCAGAAAUAUUCUUCAUCUGAAUUUUAUUUUAAUCUGGGAUUAUCUCUUUUGGGUUCUUUUCUAGGGGUUGGAUGCCCCUACCCCUUAAAGAUGCUUGUCUUCUGAUCAUCAGUGAAUUGAGGACUAGCAGAGGCUGUGCAGUGUUCAAUUUACUCUUCAAAUGCAAGCCUGUAGGCUACAUUAUGUUAGCCACAGAACAUGAAUCUUAAGCCCAAAUACCUCAUUAUUUUGUACUUUGGUCCAACAGGGCUGACAGAGUGCAGUGGGAAGGGAGAAAGCCUGUCACGGAUAUGACUUCUAGAAAAAAUGUCAACCUCUCUGGGCAGCAUUUUCUUGGCACCUUUCUCCCAAACUUGAUGAUCACUACCUGUUCGCGGUGACAAGCCUUGUUUAUUUCAUCCUGUAAAUGUAGGAUCAUGGUGCUAAAACCAUAAACCCAUGGCCUUUUAAGAAGAAAGACUUGGCCGGGCACAGUAGCUCACGCCUGUAAUCCCAGCACUUUGGGAGGCUGAGGCAGGCAGAUCACCUGAGGUCAGGAGUUUGAGACCAGCCUGACAAACAUGGAGAAACCCUGUCUCUACUAAAAAUACGAAAUUAGCUGGGCUUGGUGGCACAUGCCUAUAAUCCUAGCUACUUGGGAGGUCAAGGCAGGAGAAUCCCUUGAUCCCAGGAGGUGGAGGUUGCGGUGAGCUGAGAUAGCACCAUUGCAUUCCAGCCUGGGCAACAACUCUAUCUCAAAAAAAAAAAAAAGAAGAAGAAGACUUCUUCCUUUAUGAAUCCUUUUAGUAGGAGCAUGGGGAACCCAACGUAGUAUCUGUCAUUCCCUUGGAUCCAUCUGUCUCGCAAAUCUCAGAAAACAUGUGCAAGCUUUUGCACUCCUGUGGGUCUGCCCAUGUGACUCUGAGAUUGUCAAAAGCAACCCCUUUGGUUCAGGAGCUAGAGGAAGUGGAAGAGCACAGAGAUCCAUCUGGAGGAAGCCCAGCAGAUAGUAUAAUCGUGGUGCAGGACAGAUAUUGGGUAAAGAAAUGGGGGUGGGAGAGGCAUAUUGGGGGUUUAAUUUGAAAACAAAUUUCAUUACCUCAAACUGCCUCCCAUUCUCCAACAACUGGAGUCUAAAAGAGCUUCCUACAACAUCAGAGAAGUUUCAACAUGCCAGACUAAGCAGAUUCCAAAGGCCUACUCUGUUAAUUAACACAGCAAUUACCUGGACAAAAGUAACAAAUUUUAAAAAUUAAAAAAUAUAUAGCCAAGAUUAGAUGAAGAAGGGAAGGAGGGCAGAAGGAAGAACAAAUCAAAGAAGAAAGAUGUCUUAGGUUCCAGAAGCUAAGAAGGAUUCUAAAGCCAAAUCAUCAAACAAGAGCUGAGGCGAAAAAACCAGGGAAGUCUGGAUGGGAAUAGGUGUUAGAGGAUAGGAUCAUGCACUUUUAACACCCAUGAUGAGAUUUGACAUUUGGCAGGACUAUAAAGCUCAUAUUGAGUACCCUGCAAAAAUGUUGAAAGCUGAGAUGGAAUAUUUUUUUCAAUUUGUGAAAAUCAUAUAAAGCAAAUUCCACCCAAGGAAUUUCAAGAAAACCUUCCAUCAGCUCACUAAGCUUUGUGCAAGCAUGCCAUCCAAAUUCAUAAUUACAUAAGGGAACCUCAAAUAAAGGGAUAAAGUUUAAAACUGCUAUCAGAUAUGUGGUCUAAGGUUCUAGCAGAAUCAAAUCUAAAAUUACUAUAGAAGGAGAUGUCCAUAAACCCAGCUUAUACAAUGCCUACCUAUCAAAGAACCCCACCACUACCACCAUCUACAUACUGAAGUUAUCCACCAACCAAAAUAUUAUGAGAAGCAUAACAAGAACACAAAAAAACAUGGGAAGCAGCAGCAAAUGAGGAAGCAUAAAAAUUAGAAGCUCAAGAAUUGAGGAUAAUACAAUAAUUUGAAUAAGGCUAUUAUGAAAAUACAUUUUAAAUCAUUAAAAAUGUUUAAAAAGUAAUAUAAACCAGGCCAGGCAUGGUGACUCACACCUGUAAUCCCAGCACAUUGGGAGGCUGAGGCAGGCAGAUCACCUGACAUCAGGAGUUCAACACCAGCCUGGCCAACAUGAUGAAAUGCAGUCUCUACUAAAAAUACAAAAAUUAGUUAGGAGUGGUGGUAUGUGCCUGUAAACCCAGCUACUUGGGUGGCUGAGGCAGGGGAAUCACUUGAAGUGGGGAGGCGGAGGUUGCAGUGAGCCAAGGUCGCACCAUUGCACUCGAGCCUAGGUGACAGAAUGAGACCCUGUCUCAAAAAAAUAAAAAAUAAAAGUAAUAGA
This is a messenger RNA of Callithrix jacchus (white-tufted-ear marmoset), 4800 nucleotides long. The record is from RefSeq and is a predicted model, not a curated record. Lineage: Eukaryota; Metazoa; Chordata; Mammalia; Primates; Cebidae.